AUGCAGUUCCGCGUCGUCACCAUCAUUGCCCUUGCCGCCUCGGAGGCCACCAACCAGUGCGGCAACGGCCAGGAACUCAAGUGCUGCAACAAGAACCUCGGUGCCGCUGGAUCUGGUAACGGUGGCCUUGUCAGCGCCCUCAACGGCCUCACCCUCGUCGACGAAUGCUCCAGCCUCUCCGUCACCGGCCUUAUCGGUGUCUCUGAUUUGCUCAAGAGCCACUGCAAGCAGACUGUUGUCUGCUGCAACGCCGGCUCCACCCAGCAGAAUGGCCUUGUCAACAUUGCCCCUCCUAUCCAGUGCCUCUCCAUCAACGGCCUCGUCUAA
Parascedosporium putredinis is the source of this 327-nucleotide messenger RNA. The record is from the annotation of a GenBank genome assembly. Lineage: Eukaryota; Fungi; Ascomycota; Sordariomycetes; Microascales; Microascaceae.